AUGGGCAAACUACUCGUCUUCGUUGGUCUGGCUCUCCUGCUGCAUGUGCAGCUAGGAUCAUCCUACAUCCUCUCCUGUUAUUUCACUAACUGGGGACAGUACCGUCCCGGAGCGGGUAAGUAUUUCCCCACAAACGUGGACCCAUGUCUCUGCGACCACCUGAUCUACGCUUUCGCCGGCAUGGACGGCAACAUGAUCAAGACCUACGAGUGGGACGAUGAGAAGCUCUACGGACAGUUCCAGGCCCUCAAGAACGAUAACAGCAAACUGAAGACCCUGCUGGCCAUUGGAGGAUGGAACUUUGGCACUGCCAAAUUCACCGCCAUGGUGUCCAGUCCUGCCAACCGCCAGACCUUCAUCACCAGUGUGAUCAAGUUCCUGCGUCAGUAUGAGUUUGAUGGUCUGGACAUCGACUGGGAGUACCCUGGAUCUCGUGGCUCCCCAGCUGCCGAUAAGGCCCGCUACACCGUUCUGUGCCAGGAGCUGAUGAGCGCCUUCGAGGCUGAGGGCAAGAAGACCAACCGUCCUCGUCUGAUGCUGACUGCUGCUGUCUCUGCCGGAAAGGGAACCAUCGACUCUGGAUACCAGAUUUCCGCGAUCGGAGCUAUCUUGGACUACUUCCACGUGAUGACCUAUGACUUCCAUGGCUCCUGGGAGCACAAUGUUGGAGAGAACAGCCCCCUGUACAAGGGCCCAUCUGACCAGGGAUCCAUGGUCUACUUCAAUGUGGACUAUGCCAUGAACUACUGGAAGAGCAACGGUGUCCCCGCCGAGAAGCUGCUGGUUGGAUUCCCCACCUAUGGCCACACCUUCAAAUUGGCCUCCUCCAACUCCGCCGUGGGAGCCCCCGCCAGUGGACCUGGACCUGCCGGACCCUUCACCCGCCAGGCUGGAUUCUGGGCCUACUAUGAGAUCUGCACCUUCCUGAAGCAAGGAGCCACUCAGGCCUGGGACGCCGUCCAGGAUGUGCCCUAUGCCUUCAACAGCCAGAACAUCUGGGUUGGAUACGACAACGUCAAGAGCUUCCAGAUCAAGCUCCAGUGGCUGAAGACAAGCGGUUUCGGAGGAGCUAUGGUUUGGAGUUUGGACCUGGAUGAUUUCAGUGGCACUUUCUGUGGCCAGGGAAAAUACCCUCUGAUCAACACCAUCAAGACUGCCCUUGGAACUUCCCCUGUCACCCCCACCGCCCACGCCCAGCCUCAGCCCAAACCUGAUGCCGGAGGCAGCGGAGGCAGCAGCAGUGGAGGUGGCACCAGCGGAGGCGGCACCAGCGGAGGCUCUGGAUUCUGCGCCGGCAAGGGCAAUGGACUCUUCCCAGACCCCACCAACAAGAACCACUUCUACGAGUGCAGCCAGGGAAGAACCUACGAUCAGCACUGUGCUGCCGGCCUGGUGUUCGACACCAGCUGCAGUUGUUGUAACUGGGCUUAA
This is a messenger RNA of Gadus morhua (Atlantic cod), 1431 nucleotides long. RefSeq names its product acidic mammalian chitinase-like. The record is from RefSeq and is a predicted model, not a curated record. The coding region runs from base 1 to 1431 and encodes 476 amino acids. NCBI's taxonomy places the organism in Eukaryota, Metazoa, Chordata, Actinopteri, Gadiformes, Gadidae. Gene Ontology annotation, molecular function: chitinase activity; chitin binding. Gene Ontology annotation, biological process: carbohydrate metabolic process; chitin catabolic process. Gene Ontology annotation, cellular component: extracellular region. The transcript has 11 exons.